AUGGAGAAAAUCAUCUACGAGUUCUACUCCGAUCUCUUCGACAGCCAUGUCAUUCCAGAGGUUCUCCUAUCUGAAAUACGACAUGCUAUCAUGUCGGCAAGAAAUCUUACAGCACCCGGUCCCGACAGAAUAAGACCAGAACAACUGAAGAACCUUCCGCCAGCACUCAUCAACACCUUGACGAGGCUCUUUACACGUUAUCUGUCGGAAUGCAAGGUUCCUAAACAGUGGAAGACCAGCAAGACCGUGUUGUUGUAUAAAAAGGGAGAUCCACAUGACGAUUGGAAAGUUUUGGAUGAAGGACAGCCAUGCGAGCAAGCAGGGUUUCGAAAAGGAUUCAGCACGAUUGACCACAUUCACACUGUUUCGAAACUCUUCGAGGUAUCACGAGAGUACAAGAUGCCGCUCUGUCUCACCUUCAUCGACUUAAAGAAGGCCUUCGACUCAGUUGAGAACGAAGCGGUCGUGGAAGCCUUGGACAACCAAGGCAUCCCUACUCAGUACAUAAAGGUGCUUCGAGAGUUGUACAGUAACUUCACGACCGGAAUUUCGCCAUUCUACAAGAAUAUCAUCAUUGACGUGAAGAGGGGGGUCCGACAGGGUGAUACAAUUUCACCCAAAAUAUUCACAGCCACCCUCGAGAACGCAAUGCGAAAGUUGGAAUGGGACGACAUGGGAGUGAAGGUUGAUGGUCGGCAGCUACACCAUUUGCGCUUUGCUGAUGACAUCGUACUGAUAACACCUAGCAUCAGCCAAGCGGAACGAUUGCUGACCGAAUUCGACGAAACAUGUGGAUGCAUCGGUCUUCAGCUGAAUCUGCAAAAGACGACGUUCGUGCGCAACGGAUCGGUCUCGGAUGUCCCAUUCAUGCUCAGCGGAAGGAACAUAUCCGAAUGCACCAGCUACGUUUAUCUGGGUCGGGAACUGAACAUGAUGAACGACCUGAACGCUGGGCAGGAGGAGAAGAGCGGCUUGGGGAGCGUACAAGAGCAUCGAGGAUGUAGUGAAGAAGACCAGGAACACCCGGCUUCGUGCUCUCCUCUUCAACACCACCGUACUUCCUGCUUUGACCUAUGCUUCGGAAACCUGGGCAUUUCGCAAGCAGGAAGAAAAUGCGAAAAUUAUGAUGCUCUUCGUGUCCCACGCGAAACGAGGAACGACUGGGCACGCGGGAUCGGGACAAAUGGAAGAAUUACUGGCGUGCGCUCGAUCAGUUUGAAGAUCAACGGGAAUCAAGAUCACCGUCGCUUGUUUUUUGGCAAUGUGUACAACACCACCGGUUACAUUUUUCUCAACGGAUACGUGUACGCAGAGAAGUGCGUGUGCAGAUCCGGACCAUGUUGUGGAAAAUGGGAGUUCAAGGAAUUCAUGGACAAUGGUUGCUAUGUUUACCGUAACGCAAAUGAGAAAAUAUUACCCUCAUCUGAUGUUGGUCAAAGUUUUUUCAUGGCUGGGGCGGCAACGUAG
Necator americanus (New World hookworm) is the source of this 1467-nucleotide messenger RNA. RefSeq lists its product as uncharacterized. The record is from RefSeq and is a predicted model, not a curated record. Bases 1 to 1467 code for a protein of 488 amino acids. Lineage: Eukaryota; Metazoa; Nematoda; Chromadorea; Rhabditida; Ancylostomatidae. The transcript has 4 exons.